Molecule: messenger RNA, 2337 nt
Organism: Pseudomassariella vexata
Lineage: Eukaryota; Fungi; Ascomycota; Sordariomycetes; Amphisphaeriales; Pseudomassariaceae
Product: TIP-1 family-domain-containing protein
Exons: 5
Coding region: 1-2337 (778 amino acids)
Biological process (GO): endoplasmic reticulum to Golgi vesicle-mediated transport; regulation of ER to Golgi vesicle-mediated transport; retrograde vesicle-mediated transport, Golgi to endoplasmic reticulum
Cellular component (GO): Dsl1/NZR complex
Source: RefSeq, a predicted model, not a curated record
AUGGAGCCCGAUAUCCGACUCGAGGAUUACUUGGAUGACAAACUGCAGUCAACUGCCGACUUGGAAAGCUUAGACAGCCUGAUCGCCAACAUCGAGCUGCAGCGAAGCCAGCUCCAAGCACAGCUCGAAGAUGCCACGCAAACCCUCGAAGACGUACGCCAAUCAGCACUGGACCGCCAAGGUAGACUUGCAAAACAGAUCGAUGAUUUUGAGAAGCUCCAGCAAAGCAUAGACGUACGACUGCAAAUCGUGGUUGCCUCAGAUGCCCCAGAUGAAGCGAUGCGACGGCUCGAGACGCCAAUGCAGCAGCUACACAAGGUUGGAUUGGCGUACCAGUACGUGUCAUUGCUGCAGGACGUCGAGAACAUGCGCCUGGCGGCCAAAUCACACCUGCCCCAGAGCCCGAAAGCUGCGCUACAGCCGUAUACAAGGCUGAGGAAGCUGUCCAAACGGCUUCGGGAGCUUCAGGGCCCCGCAGACGAUGCCGCUGGACAUUUGGUCACUUACGUUGAGCAAGUUACAGCCAGCGUCUGGGACGAGAUGAAAAAGAUCAUGGCCGGAGAAAUGGGGGCUAUUCUGGAGAAGCGCAAAUGGCCCCAGGGGGUUGAUGCGCACGCAGAGAUGGACGACGAGUGGAUACAAUGCUUCGAGAAGCUGGCCGACCUGCAGAUCCCCGAGGUGCUCUACUCGGAAAGUGUGGUCACUCUCCUACCCAUCGAUGUCAUGGCGAGGCCCUUUGUGCAGUGGUUCCGCUUUCAAUUCAUGGGUGACAAUGCAACUAGUGCUCAUCCGGCCUUUGGCACAUUUUGCAUACCUAACUUUGUUUCGUUGAUCGACAAAUGGGAGGAAUUCUUUCGAGAAAACCUCGGGCAUGUCCUCGCGUCCCGAUUUCAGGGGACAAAAGCUGGAGACAAAGCCGUGUAUAUGGACCCUGCCGGUGCGCUCAUUACCUCCAUGUUGCCAGUUAUGAGGGAGAAGGUCGACAUUGUUGCUCGACAUGGAUUGAAACAUCCACAGUAUUUGAGUAGCCUCAUGAUCCAGCUGAUGAAUUUUGAUGAUACAAUCCGGACGAGGUUCAACUAUGACGGAGGUGAUCCAGAGAACGGAUGGGCUGGCCUUGCCUCCGAAGUAUUAGACAAGCACUUCAGAGAAUGGUUGAGGGCCGAGAAAGAUUUCGCUCUUCAACGUUACCAGACCAUAAUGAGCGCACCGGAUGCUCACAGCAUCGACUACGAUUACAGUGGUCCCGGCAAGAUGAAACCGACUUUCGGGGCAGUACGAGUGACGGAUCUGCUGAGGUCGGUGACGACCCAGUACGAGAGAAUUCGGAGACUCCCUCACAAAGUGCGGUUCCUGAUCGACAUCCAACAAGAGAUCCUUGACCAGUACCACACUCGAUUGUUGAACUCUCUCGAGGCUUACUCGUCCUUGAUAUCCCCUGCUGCUCGCAUGCUUCAAGGUGUUACGAAGGAACAGCUGGCAGCAUUGGAGGGGACUGGAGCAUUCGAGACGCUAUGCAAAGUGCAGGGGAGUUCUGAUCACAUUGUCAAUACUUUAAAAGAUUGGGGCAAUGAAGAGUUCUUCAUCAUACUCUGGGAGGAGUUGAAAGAUCGAGCCAAGCAGGCGGACGACCAGACUAACCUUGUCGGUGGGAUGAGCUACGAUCAUGUCAGAGACCACACAUCUUCUGACAUUGGCUCGGACGGCGAUGGCACCAUCUUUGACGAAACCAUAAAGUUUUACAGCAAACGCAGGGAUAGCGCGCGAGCUUUCCUCGUGGCCGCUUUGAUCGAGUCGAACCAGACUGCCUUUCGUCCUUACCUCUCAAGACCGCAAUGGUCCCUUGUCAAUAAUAACGGUGGCAUUGUUGAUCCAUCACAACUGGGAGUGACAGCUGAACUUGUUGAGCCAUUACGGGUCAUGAAGCAAAAUCUCAAAUUCUUUGCCUCGGCCCUCAGCACCGCAGUCUACCGCAGGACCUGGCGGGAAGGUCUGGAAAGCCUGCAAGAGACGCUGUGGUCACAGGUACUCAUACGGCAGAACUUCACCACGCUGGGAGCGGCCCAGUUCGUACGUGAUUUGCAAGAGAUCUCCGAGCUAGUAGAUGGUUACAUAUCGGGAAUCUCUGUGACGUUAACACAACUGCAAGAAGGAGCUAGGCUUCUUAGUUUACCGGUUGAAGCAGAAAUCGGAGACAUGACUCUUCAACAGGCGAGUGAUCGAGUGUUCACUGACAACACGGAGGCAAGGAAGUUGUUGGAAGAAUUGGGCAUCGUGACUCUCGAGCCGGCCAAUGCGAGGAGGAUUCUCCAGAGACGGGUGGAGUACAGCGAGUAG